AGCCCACCAAUACCCUCCUGGGACACCUCAAAUCCCUGUUAUAGCUCCCUAGUAACCCUCCUGGAGCACCCGCAAUUCCCUCAAGGACCUCCCCUGACCCCCGCUUUCCCUCAGGAGCUGCGUUCCCAUGGGGGGGCCCCCCUGGACCCUUUUGAGGUGUUCACGUUCCACACCUGCAGCACCAUCGCACGCCUCCUCUUCGGGGACCUGGUGCCCCCCCCAGGGGAACUCCGGGCCUUCUCCUGCUGUCUGGGGGAGCUGCUGCAGGUUUGGGGGCGCAGCACUGUGCGGGCUCUUGACCUGCUGCCCCCACUGCGGGCCCUACCGAACCCGGGGCUGCGGGAGCUGCUGCGGCUUGUCCAGCACCGUGACGCCUUCGUGGAGGCCCAGAUCCGGCGGCACCAGGAGUGUCCCUCCCCCCCCUCGGACACAGUUUUGGGGGCGCUGCUGGGGCGUGAUCCCGGAGUGCAGGGGGCUCCCCUGAGCCCCCCCCGGCUGCACAUGGCGCUGGUUGACCUGUUCAUCGGGGGCACCGAGACGACAGCGGCUGCGCUGGGCUGGGCUGUGGCCUUCCUGCUGCACCGCCCCGAGCUGCAGGCGCAGCUGCGGGCGGAGCUCAGGGGGGUACAGGGUCCCCCCGGGCCGGGGGACACGGGACGCCUGCCCCUCCUUCAGGCCACUGUCAGCGAGACCCUGCGGCUGCGGCCCCCUGCACCCCUGGGGCUGCCCCACUGCGCCCUGCGCCACACCAGUCUCGGAGGGCUCCCCAUAGUGGCUGGCACCAUCCUGGUCCCCAACCUGCUGGCAGCCCAGCAGGACCCUGUCAUCUGGCAGCAACCCGAGGCCUUCCUGCCUGAGCGGUUCCUGUCCCCGGGCGCUCCCUGGCGGUCGCUGCUGCCGUUUGGCUGCGGGGCGCGAUCGUGCCCGGGAGAGGCGCUGGCGCGGGCCGAGCUCUUCGUGUUCCUGGGGCUGAUCCUGCGGGAGUUCCGGCUGGAGCCGGGCCCGGGGGGACUGCCGGGACUUGGGGUGUCACCAGGAACCGUGCUGCGCUGCCCCCCCUUUCGUCUGCGCAUGGUGCCUUGCCAGCCCCCGGGCUCACCAUAACCCUGGCCUGGCCCCUGCGUGACUUCCUGAACACUCUGUGACUCACCCGACCCUUUCUGACCCUUCCGGAACACACCUGACCCGUAUGUGACACCGCCUGAACUGGUUGACCUCGACCCCUUUACUGACCCCACCUGACCCCUGAUCCCUCCCUGGCCUGGCUGUGAGCCUGGUCUGACCCUUGCCAGCCCUUGGCCUCACCUUGACCCCGGCCAUGACCCCGGCUGUGACUCUACCCAACCCCUUCUGACCCAUCCCGAAUCCUGCGUGACCCCAUCCCUACCCACCUGACCCUUACUAAUCACACCUGACUCGACCUGAUCCCCCCUGAACCCUCCUGACCCCUGGCC
Messenger RNA from Neopelma chrysocephalum (saffron-crested tyrant-manakin), 1454 nucleotides. Its product is annotated as steroid 21-hydroxylase-like. Gene Ontology annotation, molecular function: steroid 17-alpha-monooxygenase activity; iron ion binding; heme binding. Gene Ontology annotation, biological process: hormone biosynthetic process; progesterone metabolic process. The record is from RefSeq and is a predicted model, not a curated record. NCBI's taxonomy places the organism in Eukaryota, Metazoa, Chordata, Aves, Passeriformes, Pipridae. The annotation marks the transcript as partial. The transcript has 7 exons.